AUGGCGACAGGGGAGGGUUUUGAAAAUUUGACAAUGUUAGACAUUCUACCAUGGGAGGAUGUCCUGAACAAACAUGUCCUGCCUUGUCUCUCCAUCCCGGACCUGUUCCAGCUCCGACAGGUCAACUCCCAGGCUCUACAUCUCGUCACUUCCUUCUUCAACUCAACCUUUAAGAUCGACCUGUCACCUUACUGCAGCAAGAUCACUCCAGAUGCCUUCCGGUUGAUCCUUGGAGAAAACGAAGUCCUGAACGCUCUCGUUUUGUCCGGUUGUAAGAACUGGCUUACAGAUCGGCUACUAGUCCCUGUUUUAAUUCGUAAUGAAAGACUUCUACGACUGAACAUUUCUAAUUGUUUGCACCUACAAAGUGAGACGAUACAAGCGGUAGCGGAAAGCUGUCACUCACUGACUGCGCUAUCACUGAAGGACUGCCAUUGGCUGAAUGUGCCGUCGUUUUUGAUGGUCGCAGUGAGCUGUCGGGAGCUGGAGAAAGUGGACUUGACGUCAUGUUGGGAAAUUAAUGAUGAGUGUAUCAUGUCAUUGGUGGUGGCGUGCCAGAAGAUCACGCAUCUUUCACUGGCAAAGAUCUACGGGAUAACAAACCAAGCGAUCGACGCUGUGGCUAAAGGUUGCCCUCGGUUACAAUAUUUAGAUGUACAAGGCUGUUGGAGAGUCAACAACUCUGCUAUAAGGAACGUCGGAGAAUACUGUAAAUGUCUACAGGUGAUUAAAGUAUCAGACUGUCGGGACGUGACGGAAGCCAGCCUGGCCCGUCUGCGGCUACGCGGAGUGAAAGUAGACGUCCCCGCUCCCGUCGGUCUCAACCUGUCGCGUUUAGAACACACGUUUGGUCACGGUGAGCUGGUCCCACCGCUGUACCUACAGAUCUAAUGGAGCUGGGAACUCCAGUGUGAUACCCUCUACACAGUUAUCUAUACGAUGAGAUAUGAUAUAGACUCUAAGGAGAUGCAGUGUGCUGUGUAUUUCUUGAGUUUUGGCAAGCAGGUUAACCUACUUUGUUUCAGUAAUAAAUACUUACUGCUUAUGGAUUGUUAUAAAGAGUUAUAGAUAGCAAAAAUGUUUCAAAAGUUCUUAAAUCCUGAGACUUAGCUUAUGAAGCUGAUACUGUAUAUGCUGCUAUUUAGAAAUUUAAUUGAGUACUGCAGUACAUCUUUUUAUAUAUGUGUCAUAAUGUGUGUGAAUGAUAGAGGAAAAGAAAAGCCAUCAUGAGAUAGACCACCUCAUAGUUAAAUGUUACUGUGUGCUAUCUUUCCAUCUAAACAAAAUUUGAUUUUAAAGAAUUGUAACAUGCAGCCUUAACUGGCUUAAGAGAAAUGAAUAAAAAUUCAUCCUGGACAUUUUUUAAUUUGAUUUAAGUGGUAUAGAAGGGUAGCUGAGUCAAAAAUAUAAAGGAAAUUGUACAAAAAUAAAUUGUCAGCUAUGGUAGUUACUUGGUUCAGUUUUUAUGAUCUACAAUAUAUUAUCUAUUCAUUAAAAAACUUAGGGAGAUCAAGAAGUCAUCCUGUUGUGUGGUUGAGACUUACAUGAUGAAUGAUGGGUAACAAACAUAUAUGAUAAAUCAGUUAUAUUGACAGUGUCAUGAUUUCAUUGUCACAUGAUGUGCACUGUAUACAUCCUGUAAGUAACAAGGCUGUCCUUCAUUGUACAUUGUACUAAAUUUUAUUGAUUUUGACUUACCUGUAUUGUAUGUGCCUUUAUAUGUAGAAAGGUAAGUUGUUGAACAAAACUAUGGGCCCAAACUGUUUAGGUCUGUUCAAGACCCACAUACCUACCAAGUAUCAAGACAACCCAUUUAGGCACUUACAAGUACCUAGUAUCUAAGAUGUUCACAGACAACAGACAAACAUACUGGUUAAGGUAAUAAUAACAUCAACGGUAGAAAUAAAGAGAAAUUGUUCUUUUGCCUUGGGCUGGCUAUAUACCGACUGCUCUAAACAGCACGUUUUUAUACCAUAAGAAUUCCAUAUGCAGUGAUAUAGCUUGUUGUACAUGUGUCUGUUAAUGUCCCUGUACAUGUCAUGCCAUUAAAUAUUUACAAAAUCAA
Messenger RNA from Branchiostoma floridae (Florida lancelet), 2065 nucleotides. Its product is annotated as F-box/LRR-repeat protein 15-like. The record is from RefSeq and is a predicted model, not a curated record. The coding region runs from base 1 to 891 and encodes 296 amino acids. The transcript has 3 exons. Lineage: Eukaryota; Metazoa; Chordata; Leptocardii; Amphioxiformes; Branchiostomatidae.